AUGACACCAACAACAGACAGCCUCUGCCUUUACGCUCUGCUGAUUCCUCCCAUCUUCGGCUUGAUUUGGGCCGCCUAUCAGGCCUGGGACCUUUCCAAAAUCAAGUUGGAGGGGCCUGUGCGGGCAGAGGACAAGCCCCUCACUGACCCCCUCUAUGUAGAGGCUGCUGGUAAUCUGCAGGAGCAGCUGGCUUCUAUGAAGGCAAUAUCGACGAGCAUUGCAGAGGUGACAAUGCUGAGCUUUCUGCUGGGAGCGGCGACUUCACUGCUCUGCGGCUAUUUGAGCAUGAAGAUUGCGGUAUUUUCGAACGUGAAGACGUGUCAUCAAACAUGGCUGGACUUGGGCUUGGGCUUCAACACGGCACUCAAGGCAGGGGGAGUUAUGGGCUUUGCAGUUGUCUCUUUCACUCUCCUCAGUCUUCUUUCUCUUAUUCUUUUCUUCCGUUUGGAAUCCCUCUUCGGCACGGAUCCGCAGUCGCAGCCGCGCCUCUUUGAAACCCUUGCAGGGUAUGGUUUGGGGGGUUCAUCUAUAGCGUUAUUUGCUCGCGUUGGAGGCGGCAUUUACACGAAGGCUGCCGAUAUUGGAGCAGACUUGUCGGGAAAAAAUGCCUACGGCUUUGCAGAAGAUGACCCGCGCAAUCCUGCGUGCAUCGCCGAUAACGUUGGUGACAACGUAGGGGAUGUUGCAGGAAUGGGUGCAGAUUUGUUCGGUUCUCUGGCAGAGGCUACUUGUGCUAGCUUGGUGCUAGCCAGCGCUCCUCCCGUUUCUUACAUAUUGAACAGCAGCAGCAGCGGCAACGCCGUUAGUGUGGAUGGCGGGGUUGUUGCGGGUGCUGCUGCUGCGGGUGCGGGUGCGGGUGCUGGUGCAACAGGAGCCGAAGAGUUGUCGCAGCAUUUCUCCAGCUUGAUGUUUCCACUUAUUGUUUCUUCUUCUGGAAUUCUAGGGGGUUGGCUGACUCUCUGGUUAGUGCGCCGCUUCUACCCAGUUCGGGGCUUUGACGAUGUUGAGAAGACGCUUAAAGCGGUUCUUUUCAUUGGUACGUCGCUGCAGACGCCACUGGUAGCUGGUGCAGCCUUCCUCUUUCUUCCGGCCGAAUUCACGUUGCAGAACAAAGGCUCAGCAGCGGCAGCAGCCGCAGGAGAAGUGUUGAUAGCGCAGCAAUGGAAAGCAAUGCUGUGUGUGCUGCUGGGCUUAUGGGUGGGACUCUGCAUCGGCUUGACUACGGAGUACUACACGUCUCAUUCUUAUAAACCCGUGAGGGAAAUCGCAGCAUCUCAGCGCUUGUCAGCAGCAACAGGAAUCAUAUAUGGUCUCGCUCUGGGCUACCUCUCGGCAUGCCUGCCGGUGCUCAGUCUAGCAGCCUGCGUCUGUGCAGCACAGGCGCUCUGCGGAGUAUAUGGAGUUUCCCUGGCUGCUCUCGGCAUGCUUUCUAUUCUUCCCCUCUGUCUUAUGAUUGACGCCUUCGGACCCAUCAGUGACAACGCAGGAGGCAUUGCUCAAAUGGCUGCUCUCGAUGCAGAAGUACGAACGAAGACAGAUGCACUCGAUGCUGCUGGCAACACCACUGCAGCCGUCGGCAAGGGUUACGCAAUAGGUUCUGCAGCGCUGGUAUCGUUGGCUUUGUUUUGCGCGUACACUGUACGUGCCGAUAUCAGUGCAGUAGAUCUACUAGAGCCGUGGAGUUUCAUGGGUUUAUUACUGGGUGCAAUGCUACCAUACCUCUUCAGUGCCUUAACAAUGAAGAGUGUCGGGCGUGCCGCCAAUGAAAUGGUGGCAGAAUGCAUGCAGCAAUUCCCACAGAUUCUUGAGGGCUCUCUUGAGCCUCAAUAUAAACGAUGUGUUGCAAUUUCUACAAAAGCUUCGCUAAAAGAAAUGCUUAAACCAGGAGCACUUGUUAUUUGCUCUCCUAUAAUUGUCGGAGUCACUUUCGGAAAAAAUUGCACCGCUGGACUUCUUGCAGGAAUUCUCGUCUCAGGAAUUCAACUUGCCCUAUCCAUGGCCAACUCUGGCGGAGCUUGGGACAAUUCUAAGAAAUAUAUCGAGUCAGGGGCCCUGGGUACAGAAGAAGGGAAGGGCUCAGCAACACAUAAGAAUGCAGUUACUGGUGAUACAGUAGGCGAUCCAUUAAAAGAUACAAGCGGGCCCUCAUUAAAUAUAUUAAUUAAACUUUCUGCAAUUAUUUCUCUUAUUUUUGGUUCCCUUAUUGCAAAUCAUUUCUCUAAUGCAGAUGGGGGCCCCUUCUGGUUGUAG
Molecule: messenger RNA, 2250 nt
Organism: Eimeria maxima
Lineage: Eukaryota; Apicomplexa; Conoidasida; Eucoccidiorida; Eimeriidae
Product: H+-translocating inorganic pyrophosphatase TVP, putative
Exons: 6
Coding region: 1-2250 (749 amino acids)
Biological process (GO): proton transmembrane transport
Cellular component (GO): membrane
Molecular function (GO): diphosphate hydrolysis-driven proton transmembrane transporter activity; inorganic diphosphate phosphatase activity
Source: RefSeq, a predicted model, not a curated record